Messenger RNA from Rhinichthys klamathensis goyatoka, 2920 nucleotides. Its product is annotated as zinc finger protein 420-like. The transcript is spliced from 5 exons. Lineage: Eukaryota; Metazoa; Chordata; Actinopteri; Cypriniformes; Leuciscidae. Gene Ontology annotation, biological process: regulation of transcription by RNA polymerase II. Gene Ontology annotation, cellular component: nucleus. Bases 178 to 2850 code for a protein of 890 amino acids. The record is from RefSeq and is a predicted model, not a curated record. Gene Ontology annotation, molecular function: DNA-binding transcription factor activity, RNA polymerase II-specific; RNA polymerase II transcription regulatory region sequence-specific DNA binding.
UUUCAGAUUCCAGAUCUGGUCCUGUGGGCGUCAGUAUCACACAGUGAUCACAGUUCACAUCUGCAGUGAAGCCCCUCCCACAACAAUUCACCAAUAAAUACUGGGAAUAUUCCCAUCAUCCUACAAGAGAAGCACAAACUCCAGGAGUAGCAGCUGAAAUCUGUGUGACUGUUAAAGAUGGAGUUUAUUAAAGAGGAGAUUGAAGACAUGACUGAUCCAGAACCAUCCAGAAUAAAACAUGAAGAUACUGAGGAACAAAUAGAUCAGAUGGAAAUAACAGAGCUAAGAGAAGAACUGAAUGAAGUAAAGAAACACUGUGACUUCAAAACUCAAGGAACAAAAGCCAAUAAGCUGCACUCCUGCGCUCAGUGUGGAAAGAGUUUCAGACAAAAAGGAAACCUUAAGACACACAUGAGAAUUCACACUGGAGAGAAACCGUAUCCAUGCACUCAGUGUGGAAAGAGUUUCAUAUCUUCAUACAAGUAUCAUCUGCAUAUUCACUCUGGAGAAAAACCAUUUAACUGUGAUCAGUGUGGUAAAGAGUUUAUUUCGUCGUCACAUUUAAAAUCACACCUGAAAGUUCAUUCAGAUGAGAAGCCUUAUGUGUGUUCUCUCUGUGGAAAGAGUUUUUCACGACUGCUCACUUGUAAACGGCACCAGAAAACACAUGAUGAAGUGAGAGAUCAUGUGUGUUGUGACUGUGGGAAGAGCUUUACUAGAUCUAGUCAUCUGAAACGGCACCAGAGGAUUCAUACUGGAGAAAAACCUCACAAGUGCUCAUAUUGUGACAAGAGUUUCUCUAAGUCUGGAUCUCUGAAAUCACACGAGCGUUUUCAUACUGGAGAGAAGCCGUACUACUGCACUCAGUGUGGAGAGAGUUUUAAACAUUUAUCAAGCCUUCAUGCUCAUAUGAAAAACUGUUGCAAACACCUGGCGACUGGUGACUCCUAUCACUCUCUCUCCUACCGCUUCCGAGUGGGCUGGAGCACUGUAUCUCUCAUUGUGCCUGAGGUGGCCAAGGUUAUCUGGGAGGAGCUAGUGGAUGUCUACAUGCCUGUGCCAAAGGAGAGUGAUUGGCAGGAUAUUGCAGAGCAGUUCCGGGUCAACCGUGACUUCCCCAAUUGCAUAGGGGCCAUUGAUGGGAAGCAUGUGAGCAUAGGCGUCGAUUUCGGUGGGGACGAUGCCAACCUCUGCUUCCGAAUUAUUGAUGUGGGUGCCUAUGGUCGCGGGAGUGAUGGAGGCACACUGAGGGAGUCUGCCUUUGGUCGCGCUCUCCAGGAAGGCACCUUGGGAGUCCCACCAGAUGCCAUCAUCCCUGGAGCAGAGGAUCUCGGGCCACUUCCUUACACAUUUGUGGGGGACGAAGCCUUCCCGUUGCGCCGUCACCUGAUGCGUCCAUAUCCUGGAAGGAACCUCUGCAGACGCCGUCGGAUGUUCAACUAUCGCAUGUCUCGGACAAGAAUGGUAGUAGAGCAAGCCUUCGGUGUGCUGGCAGCCAGGUUCAGGAUCUACCAUCGAGUGAUGUGGCAGCAUCCACACAAUGUGGAGGUGUGCGUGAAGGCAACCUGUGUCCUCCACAACCUUCUUCGCCGUGAUGCCCCAACACGCCCCUAUAGACCAAGGGAGAAUCGAGCGCCCAACCCACCCCCCAGUGUUGUCUUGCCCAGUGUCUUCCGACAAGGUGCCAAUAAUUCCAGCGCGGAGGCUGUUCGUGUCAGAGAGGCCUACACAACCUACUUUUCCUCUGAGGUGGGAGAUCAGAUGGGAAUAACAGAGCUAAGAGAAGAACUGAAUGAAGUAAAGAAACACUGUGACUUCAAAACUCAAGGAACAAAAGCCAAAAAGCGGCCCUCCUGCUCACAGUGUGGAAAGAGUUACCAAAAUCAACGAAACCUUAAUGUGCACAUGAGAAUUCACACUGGAGAGAAACCCUAUACAUGCACUCAGUGUGGAAAGAGUUUCAUAUCUUCAUACAUACUCAAAAUUCAUCUGCGUAUUCACUCUGGAGAAAAACCAUUUAACUGUGAUCAGUGUGGUAAAGAGUUUAUUUCAUCAUCAAAUCUAAAAUCACACCUGAAAGUUCAUUCAGACGAGAGGCCUUAUGCGUGUUCUCUCUGUGGAAAGAGUUUUUCAAGACUGAACGGUUUUAAACUGCACCAGCAAACACAUAAUGAAGUGAAAGAUCAUGUGUGUUGUUACUGUGGGAAGAGCUUUACUAGAGCUGGCCAACUUAAACUGCACCAAAGAAUUCAUACUGGGGAAAAACCUUACAAGUGCUCAUAUUGUGACAAGAGUUUCACUCAGUCUGGAUCUCUGAAAUCACACAAGCGAGUUCAUACUGGAGAGAAGCCGUACUACUGUAUUCAGUGUGAGAAGAGUUUCAAAGAUUCAACAGGUUUGAGACAACAUCUGCGCAUUCAUUCUGGAGAAAAACCAUUUAACUGUGAUCAGUGUGGUAAAGAGUUUAUUUUGUCAUCACAUCUAAAAUCACACUUGAAAGUUCAUUCAGAUGAGAAGCCUUAUGUGUGUUCUCUCUGUGGACAGAGUUUUUCAAGACUGAACCGUUUAAAACAUCACCAGAAAACACAUAAUGAAGUGAGAGAUCAUGUGUGUUGUGACUGUGGGAAGAGCUUUACUAGAGCUGAUCAUCUGAAUCGGCACCAAAGAAUUCAUUCUGGAGAAAAACCUUACAAGUGCUCAUAUUGUGACAAGAGUUUCGCUCAGUCUGGACACCUGAAAGAACACGAGCGAGUUCAUACUGGAGAGAAGCCAUUCCAGUGUACUCGGUGUGGGAAGAGUUUCAGACAUUUAUCAAACAUUCAAACUCACAUGAAAAACUGUUGCAAGUGAUCAACAUUCAAUUCUAUAUCAAAUACAUGCAGGUAAAAUCUGCUAGAUAAAAUACUGAGAUUGUCUAUUU